This is a messenger RNA of Ilex paraguariensis (yerba mate), 736 nucleotides long. The record is from the annotation of a GenBank genome assembly. Lineage: Eukaryota; Viridiplantae; Streptophyta; Magnoliopsida; Aquifoliales; Aquifoliaceae.
AUGGCUCACCAGCAUUAUCGAUCGCCGUUUGGUGACACAACGUUUACAAAAGUGUUCGUCGGCGGACUUGCUUGGGAGACAUCAACAGAUGUAAUGCGAAGAUAUUUCGAGCAGUUUGGGGAGAUUCUUGAAGCUGUUAUCAUCAUUGAUAAGAACAGUGGGAAGUCUAAAGGAUAUGGAUUUGUGACCUUUCGUGAUCCUGAAUCGGCAACGAGGGCUUGUGCUGAUCCAAACCCUGUCAUUGCUGGGAGAAGAGCCAAUUGUAACAUUGCUUCAUUAGGCCGGCCUCGGCCUUCACCGCCUCGAGGUAGAAAUCAAAGAGGUGCAAUACUACCACAGGGUGCAUCACCAUCGUAUAGUGGAGUCCCAGCAGGACCACCACCAUUAGCUCCGCUUAUUCCCCCACCACCACCACCUCCUGCCAUUUAUCCACCUUAUGGGUAUGCAACAUACCCACCUGAUUAUGGAUUCCACCAAACUAUAUAUAACCCUCAACUUCAGCAAUCACAAUACUAUCAUCAGCUCUAUGGAGGGUCUUCUUCAACCAUAGGAUCUCCUUACUAUUAUGGAUACUCCAUGCAAGCUCCAAGGGGAACAUUUUCUGCACCCCUGGCGCAACGUAUCCAAGGACCACCUUAUCUUUAUUAUCCUCCACAGAUGGAGGGGUCCUUCCCCACUUAUCCUCCACCUCCCACUUUACUACAGCCAACAAGGCAUCCAUUUCCUUCUUCUACUG